This is a messenger RNA of Baudoinia panamericana UAMH 10762, 1410 nucleotides long. RefSeq lists its product as uncharacterized. The transcript is spliced from 2 exons. The coding region runs from base 107 to 916 and encodes 269 amino acids. Gene Ontology annotation, cellular component: extracellular region. NCBI's taxonomy places the organism in Eukaryota, Fungi, Ascomycota, Dothideomycetes, Mycosphaerellales, Teratosphaeriaceae. The record is from RefSeq and is a predicted model, not a curated record. Gene Ontology annotation, biological process: fungal-type cell wall organization; cell wall biogenesis; (1->6)-beta-D-glucan biosynthetic process.
UCCAUCUCGUCUCCCACGAACGAAGCGCCUUUGCACGACACCGCUACCUGUUAUCGACUCGCAACACCAGAGGUGCGCCACACCAACACCGCAUUGACCGCCCAGCAUGCGGCUCCAUUUCCUCACCCUCCUCGCCGCCCUCUGCCCGCUCGCGUUCGCGGACGUACAAGUCACAUCGCCUGCGGCUGGCGCAUCGAUACCGGCCGGUGCAGUCACAAUCACAUGGCAAGACUCGGGUACCGCGCCAGCGCUAUCAUCACUCACGACAUACACCGUGACGCUGAUGGUGGGCGGCAAUGACGGCAAUACUAUGCUUCCGCUUACUACUCUAGCCAACGCCGCAUUGUUCACCUCAGGGAGCAGUAUCACGGCGACUAUCGCGCCGGGAUUGGCAGGUAAUACAGUGAAUGGCUUCUUUCUGCAAUUCGUAUCUGUGGCAACUCAAGGAGGAACCGUGAUCAAUUACUCCAGCCGCUUCUCGCUCACCGGCAUGACGGGCGUCACCCCAGCUGCGCAAGCGAAUGCUGUCACUGCUUUGGGAGGCAGUACAGCCGGUCCAGUGACUGUCAACAAUGUCAACAAUAAUGCAGGGGGUGGUGGUGGUGGUGCGGCGGCAGGCGGUGGUGCGGCAGCCGGCGCAGCCCAAUGGACCGUGCCAUACAACCUCCAGACGGGCUUGACGAAAUAUGCACCCAUGCAGCCGGUGCCGGGAACGAAGAUAACCGUGAAUCAGUUCACGCCUCUAUUCCCGACGAGCGGUUUUACCGUUGCAACAACCUGGAUGGGCCCUGCGACCGUGCAGACAACCAUCACGCAAGCGCAAACUUUCAGUGUCGUUAGCGUUGAAAACACCGCAGCACCUGUUUCGAGUCCAACGGGCGAUAUGGCGAAGUUUUUGGCGAGGUGGAAGGAUUGAUUUAUAGUUUGUCUUCAGUAUACUGUUGGAAGCAUGGUCAUUUGCAUAUACGGUGCUGUUGCAGGUCGGCGUUCCGGAUAUGUACAGCACAGAGCUAUGAUGGGACGGAACUUCAUCAGGCACGGCGGAUAUUAACGCCAACGGUUUUGCGAGGAUGCAUAAUGCUGUGCUACACGUACACCACGAAAGACCAUCUUGACGCUGUGUUGUGCUGAAAGUGCAUUGAGUAAGGUCAGCGUCUGAGCGUAUUCGCUCCUUCCGAUUACAGUCAUGCUUUAGCCCCAGUUGUUCGCCCGCGUAUCUGCAACUUCCUAACCUCGCGCCUACCAAUACCAUGAAUGCACCCAUAGCAAACCCAGAUCUGCCUCCUCCACCGUCUGGCAAGUAUCCAGCGAAAUCGCACGCACGUCGAGUAGCAAAGUGGAUUGCCGGCCAUGGCGGUCCUACGUCCGGCGUUAUCUACCUCGAAGGGCAGUCGACCAAGAUGACGGAGG